Sphaerulina musiva SO2202 is the source of this 1644-nucleotide messenger RNA. RefSeq names its product amino acid transporter. The coding region runs from base 46 to 1644 and encodes 532 amino acids. The transcript is spliced from 5 exons. Lineage: Eukaryota; Fungi; Ascomycota; Dothideomycetes; Mycosphaerellales; Mycosphaerellaceae. Gene Ontology annotation, molecular function: transmembrane transporter activity. The record is from RefSeq and is a predicted model, not a curated record. Gene Ontology annotation, biological process: transmembrane transport. Gene Ontology annotation, cellular component: membrane.
CUUGCUGAUUGUCGGAGGAACAACAAGAACGGUUCACUGCCCAUCAUGGACAAGAGCCGCGAGACCACCACGGGCGUGGAGGUGGAAUUGACCAUGGAAGAGGCUCUCGCCGACAACAAGCAGACCACUUCGGUGCCCUCAGUGGCGCCGAAAUACAUGGGAACGCCCUCGGACCAACGCGACAUGAUUGUUCUGGGCAAAAAGCAGGUCUUGAGGCGCAACUUCAGGUUUGUGACGAUGCUGGGCUUUGGAUCGACCGUCAUCUGUUCGUGGGAAGUCAUCUUACCCGUCUUCGUCUUCGUCUUGAUAGACGGUGGCUACGGAACACUCUUCUGGGGCUUCAUAGCUGUGGCAGUGGGCAUGUUGUUGGUGUACGCCAGCUUGGCUGAAAUGGUCAGCAUGUGUCCGACGGCAGGAGGUCAAUACCAUUGGGUCUCUGAGUUUGCGCCUCCCAAAUAUCAGAAGAUUCUGAGCUACAUGACCGGCUGGCUGUGCUGUACCGGCUGGCAAGUCUUCCUCGCGAGUGUCGCAUUCAUGGUGGGAGGCAUCAUCCAAGGACUCAUUGCACUCAACUAUCCGGACUACGAAUUCGAUCGAUGGCAUGCCACGCUCCUGACCAUUGCGAUCGUGACCUUUGCCGUCAUUUUCAACACGAUCCUCGCUGUACGACUGCCCCUUGUCGAAGGUGUCAUACUGAUGCUCCACAUCGCGGGCUUCUUCGCAGUCUUCAUUCCGCUAUGGGUGUUGAGCCCACGAGCUCAUCCCGACGUUCUGCUCUCGUUUACGAACAACGGCGGCUGGCCGAGCCAGGGGAUCGCCACCAUGAUUGGCUUGACUACCCCUCUCACAGCAUUAAUCGGCUACGAUUGUAGCGUCCACAUGAGUGAGGAACUUCUCGACGCAUCCAUCGCCAUGCCUCGAGCCAUCAUAUGGACAGUGGGACCGAACGCAGUACUGGGCUUCCUCAUGGCUGUGACUCUCUGCUUCGUCGCCGGCGACCCCUCCAAAUUACUCGAAACUGCCACGGGACAGCCUUUCAUUCAAGUCUUCUACAAUGGUACAGGAAGUCUCGCGGCAACGAACAUCAUGGUAGCGAUCGUCAUCGUUUGCCUGACUUCGUGCUGCAUCAGCGAAGUAGCUACGGCCUCCCGCCAACUAUGGUCUUUCGCACGAGACAACGGCGUCCCCGGCUCGACCUGGAUAUCCCACGUCGCACCAGGCUGGAACAUUCCUCUCCGCUCGGUCCUCAUCUCCUUCAUCACAACCUCUCUCCUCGCCUGCAUCAAUCUCGGCUCUUCCACUGCCUUGAACGCCAUCAACAGUCUCGGAGGAGUCUCCGUCCUCAGCAGCUACUUCGUCACCAUCGCCUGUCUCGUAUGGAGAAGACUCUACGGCGCACCCCUCCCUCCCCGAAGAUGGUCUUUGGGGAAAUUUGGUUUACCCGUCAACAUCGCCGCGCUGUGCUUUGUGGUCCCAUUGUGGUGUUUCAGCUUCUUCCCCCUCGCCCAACCCGUAACAGCAGAAUCCAUGAAUUGGAGUUCUACCAUGUUCUGCAGCAUGAUCAUCAUCUCGGUGGUGUAUUACAUCUCAUACGGCCGCCACGUGUACACGGGUCCUGUGGUACUCGUCAAAAGAGAACCAUAG